Messenger RNA from Choloepus didactylus (southern two-toed sloth), 417 nucleotides. Its product is annotated as olfactory receptor 49-like. Gene Ontology annotation, biological process: G protein-coupled receptor signaling pathway. NCBI's taxonomy places the organism in Eukaryota, Metazoa, Chordata, Mammalia, Pilosa, Megalonychidae. The record is from RefSeq and is a predicted model, not a curated record. Bases 1 to 417 code for a protein of 138 amino acids. The transcript is spliced from 2 exons. Gene Ontology annotation, molecular function: olfactory receptor activity; G protein-coupled receptor activity. Gene Ontology annotation, cellular component: membrane.
AUGGGAAACGGCACCAGUGUCACUGAAUUCGUCCUGCUGGGGCUCACAGAUGCCUGUGAGAUGCAGAUGCUCAUCUUUCUGGGGAUCCUCCUGACCUACCUCCUCACACUCAUGGGAAACCUCCUCAUCGUGGUCAUCACCCUCAUGAACAGGCGCCUCCACACCCCCAUGUACUACUUCCUCCGCAAUUUAGCCAUCCUAGAGAUCUGGUUCAUCUCUGUCAUCUUCCCCAAGAUGCUCACCAACAUCCUGACUGGAAGAAAGACCAUCUCCCUUCCAGGCUGCUUCCUACAGAGUUUCUUCUAUUUCUUCCUGGGCACCACAGAGUUUUAUCUCCUGGCAGUGAUGUCCUUUGACAGUUUCAGGUCAUCCUCAGCUCCCCAGGACAUCAACACUCCUGAUGCUUAUGACCUCUGA